This is a messenger RNA of Pseudogymnoascus verrucosus, 889 nucleotides long. RefSeq lists its product as uncharacterized. The coding region runs from base 281 to 889 and encodes 202 amino acids. The record is from RefSeq and is a predicted model, not a curated record. The transcript has a single exon. NCBI's taxonomy places the organism in Eukaryota, Fungi, Ascomycota, Leotiomycetes, Thelebolales, Thelebolaceae.
GUCGGUAGUUCCGUCUCCGAAAGCUAUAGCUGUUCGGGUGAGCUUCGAAUAAUCAUAGCCGCUAAAUCUUUGAAGGGCUAUCCAUAUUUUCUUACCUCACACGUGCAGGAUGUGAGGUGAAACCAGAAAGUCGAGGAAGUCCCGGAAGGCCUCCUCAUACCUAUAUAUACACCCUCCCGCAACCCCUAUUCGACCUGCAUCAACCCCAAAAUACUGAUUCCCAAAAUCCCCAAUACAAAUACCAACAAAAUCGAGAACCAGCAACACAACCACACACACAAUGUCCUCCUACGACAACACCAGCGGAUACGUCGGGGGCGGCUACGACAACCCCGACCAGCUGAACGCCCAGGGCUGGGGCCAGAACUACGGCCAAUACGGCGGCACGCAAUCCUACACCGACAACGUGGACAACACCGGCAUGGGCCCCGCCGCCUCCCCCCACCGUGGAUCCCACACCUUCGGCAGCCAAGACAACCCCGAGAUGGGCACCACCGGGGGCCAGGACCGCAGCUCGUCCUACUACGACGACGAGAGCUACAACGCCGGCGGCGCACGCGGUCCCCGCUCCGCCUCCGCCAUGGAGGACCCGUAUAACCCCGGUGGACGCGCGGGCGAUCCUAACCACGGACCGAGGAGGAGUAGUAUGGGCAGCGUGAGUAGCACGCGCAGCUAUGACGAUUCGCAGCACCUUGGUGAGGGAGCGUCGGGUAGGGGUUCGCGGGGGUAUCAGACGGGGAUGGGAAGGAAUAUUAGUGGCGAGAAGCCGACUUCGUAUAGUACGAGCUCGACUACGGGGACGAGUUCGAAGCCGGGGACUGGGGGGUGGAAAGGAGCGGCGAAGAGGUUGGCGUCGAGGCUUUCGGUGGGGAAAGGGAGCGGCGAUUGA